This is a messenger RNA of Arxiozyma heterogenica, 2121 nucleotides long. RefSeq names its product CDC5/polo family serine/threonine-protein kinase. The transcript has a single exon. Lineage: Eukaryota; Fungi; Ascomycota; Saccharomycetes; Saccharomycetales; Saccharomycetaceae. Gene Ontology annotation, biological process: mitotic spindle organization; protein phosphorylation. Gene Ontology annotation, cellular component: spindle pole; cytoplasm; spindle pole body. Gene Ontology annotation, molecular function: protein serine/threonine kinase activity; ATP binding; protein binding. The record is from RefSeq and is a predicted model, not a curated record. Bases 1 to 2121 code for a protein of 706 amino acids.
AUGUCUUUAGCACCAUUACAAGCUGUCAAUGAAAGACAAUUGAAUACCCGUUCUUUAAAGACGCCAACAAAGGGUCCUCAUGUAGACAUACAAAAUAAAGAAAAUUAUAUCAAUAGUUACAAUAAAAGACAGGAUCCAAAUGGUUACCAACAACAUCAACAACUACAACCACAACAACCACAACAAAGAAAAAAGAAAGAAAAAUUAUCCGCCCUUUGUAAAACACCACCAUCUUUGAUAAAAACCAGAGGUCGUGAUUAUCAUAGAGGGCAUUUUCUAGGGGAAGGUGGGUUUGCUCGUUGUUUUCAGAUGAAGGAUGAUAGUGGGAAGAUAUAUGCUGCCAAAACAGUUGCUAAGAUCUCAAUUAAAUCUGAGAAGACAAGGAAGAAAUUGUUAUCAGAGAUUCAAAUUCAUAAAAGUAUGAAACAUAUGAAUAUUGUGCAAUUUAUUGAUUGUUUUGAAGAUGACACAAAUGUUUAUAUACUUUUAGAAAUAUGUCCAAAUGGGUCAUUGAUGGAAUUGUUAAAGGCAAGAAGACACAUCACUGAGCCUGAAGCGAGAUUUUUUAUAACACAAAUUUGUGGUGCUGUUAAAUAUAUGCAUUCAAGAAGAGUUAUUCAUAGAGAUUUAAAAUUGGGAAAUAUUUUUUUCGAUAAGGAUUAUAAUUUAAAAAUUGGUGAUUUUGGUUUAGCCGCUGUAUUGGCGAAUGAUAGAGAAAGAAAAUAUACUGUUUGUGGUACACCCAAUUAUAUUGCCCCUGAGGUGCUUUUAGGGAAACAUUCAGGUCAUUCAUUUGAGGUAGAUAUUUGGUCAAUUGGUGUGAUGCUCUAUGCUUUGUUAGUUGGUAAACCACCUUUUCAGUCUAAAGAUGUCAAUACUAUUUAUGAAAGGAUUAAAAACAGAGAUUUCCAUUUUCCAGCAGAAAAAUAUGUGUCUGCAGAAGCAAAAAUUUUAAUCCAAGAUAUUUUAUCUAUUGAUCCAAUAGAAAGACCUUCUAUUGAUGAAAUAAUAGAGUAUGUAUGGUUUAGGGGAAUUUUUCCACCUUCUACUAGAGAAAAUGUGAUGGAGAGGAGACCUAAUUAUGAAGAUAUUCUAACUCUAGAAGAAUCAUAUGUAAAUUUCAGAAAUUGCAUGGAAAAAUCGGGUUUGUUGGAUAGAAACCUAAAUGAAAAUUGGAAAAAACAUGCUAUUCAACAAUUAACAGAUGAACAAUCCUAUAAUCAAAAUUCUCAAACCACCAUCCUGCCCAAAUCACUAUCGCCAGGUGGAACAAAGAAUAAAUACCAAGAGGUUGUUGACUUAGAGACUCAAAGAAGAUUGAAUGAUUUAGCUCGUGAAUCAAGGUUACGUAGAGCACAACAAUAUACAAUUAGAAAGAGCUUAGUAGCCAGUUCUACAAAUGUGAUUAAUUCGGAAAUUUCAUUGAGAAUUUUAGCCAGUGAAUGUCAUUUAACAUUGAAUGGUAUAUUAGAAGCAGAAGCACAGAAAAAGAUGGGUGGUUUACCCCAGUCUAGACUCCCUGAAAUCAAACAUCCGAUGAUUGUGACUAAAUGGGUGGAUUAUUCUAAUAAACACGGGUUUUCUUAUCAACUUUCUACAGAGGAUAUUGGUGUCUUAUUCAAUAAUGGUUCUACAGUUUUACGUUUGGCAGAUGCUGAAGAAUUUUGGUAUAUAAGUUAUGAUCAAACUGAGGGGUGGGUAGCAAGUCAUUAUCUUUUAUCAGAAAGACCAGAGGAAUUAGCAAGGCAUUUGGACAUAGUGGAUUUUUUUGCAAAAUAUAUGAAGGCUAAUUUAAGUAGAGUUUCAACAUUUGGUAGAGAAGAAUAUCACAAAGAUGAUGUAUUUUUAAGAAGGUAUACAAGAUAUAAGACGUUUGUUAUGUUUGAACUAAGUGAUGGUACUUUUCAAUUCAAUUUCAAGGACCAUCAUAAGUUAGCCAUCUCAGAGGGUGGUAAGCUUAUUACAUACAUUUCACCAUCACAUGAAAGUUUCACUUACCCAUUAGUUGAAGUUUUGAAAUAUGGUACUAUACCAAAUUUCCCAGAGAGUAAUUUAAUGGAAAAAUUACAAUUAAUUAAAGAGGCAUUAAAACAAAAAUCAUCGAUUAUUAAAGUAGAUUAA